This is a messenger RNA of Odobenus rosmarus divergens (Pacific walrus), 2112 nucleotides long. It is a transcript of the gene ALDH1A3, whose product is annotated as aldehyde dehydrogenase 1 family, member A3. NCBI's taxonomy places the organism in Eukaryota, Metazoa, Chordata, Mammalia, Carnivora, Odobenidae. The coding region runs from base 98 to 1636 and encodes 512 amino acids. Gene Ontology annotation, molecular function: aldehyde dehydrogenase (NAD+) activity. The transcript has 13 exons. The record is from RefSeq and is a predicted model, not a curated record.
GCGCGGAGCUGUCACCCCGCGAGCAGGCUGCGCACCAUCCGGGCCGGAGCCAGCGCCACAGACUCGGGCGCCUCGGGCCGGGGAGCGCAGAAGAGCCAUGGCCACCACCAACGGGGCCGUGGAGAACGGGCAGCCGGACAGGAAGCCGCCUGCCCUGCCGCGCCCUGUCCGCAACCUGGAGGUCAAGUUCACCAAGAUAUUCAUCAACAAUGAAUGGCAUGAAUCCAAGAGUGGAAAAAAGUUUGCCACAUAUAAUCCUUCAACUCUAGAAAAAAUAUGUGAAGUAGAAGAAGGAGAUAAGCCUGACGUGGACAAGGCGGUGGAGGCCGCACAGACUGCCUUCCAGAGGGGCUCGCCCUGGCGCCGCCUGGAUGCCCUGGGCCGUGGCUGGCUCCUGCAUCAGUUGGCUGACCUUGUGGAGAGGGACCGAGCCAUCCUGGCUACCCUAGAAACAAUGGACACAGGGAAGCCAUUCCUUCACGCGUUUUUCAUCGACCUGGAGGGCUGUAUUAAGACCCUCAGAUACUUUGCAGGGUGGGCUGACAAAAUACAGGGCAGGACCAUCCCCACAGAUGACAACGUGGUGUGCUUCACCAGGCAUGAGCCCAUAGGUGUGUGUGGGGCCAUCACUCCUUGGAACUUCCCUCUGCUGAUGCUGGUGUGGAAACUGGCGCCCGCUCUCUGCUGUGGGAACACCGUUGUCAUGAAGCCGGCCGAGCAGACCCCCCUCACUGCCCUUUACCUGGGCUCCCUGAUCAAAGAGGUUGGAUUCCCUCCAGGAGUGGUCAACAUCGUGCCAGGAUUUGGGCCCACGGUGGGAGCAGCAAUUUCUUCUCACCCUCAGAUCAGCAAGAUCGCCUUUACGGGGUCCACAGAGGUUGGAAAGUUGGUUAAAGAAGCCGCCUCUCGGAGCAAUCUGAAGAGGGUGACACUGGAGCUUGGGGGGAAGAACCCCUGUAUCGUGUGUGCUGAUGCUGACCUGGACUUGGCCGUGGAGUGCGCCCAUCAGGGAGUGUUCUUCAACCAAGGUCAGUGCUGCACGGCCGCCUCCAGGGUGUUCGUGGAGGAGCAGAUCUACGCAGAGUUUGUCAGGCGGAGCGUGGAGUACGCCAAGAAGCGUCCCAUCGGAGACCCCUUCGACGUCAGAACGGAACAGGGGCCGCAGAUUGACCAAAAGCAGUUCGACAAAAUCCUUGAUCUGAUCGAGAGUGGGAAGAAGGAGGGAGCCAAGCUGGAAUGUGGGGGUUCAGCCAUGGAAGACAGGGGGCUCUUCAUCAAACCCACUGUCUUCUCAGAAGUUACUGACACCAUGCGCAUUGCCAAAGAGGAGAUUUUUGGACCGGUACAGCCAAUACUAAAGUUCAAAAAUAUCGAAGAAGUGAUAAAAAGGGCAAAUAGCCUUGAAUAUGGACUCACGGCGGCCGUGUUCACAAAAAACCUCGACAAAGCCCUGAAGCUGGCUUCUGCCUUGGAGUCUGGAACUGUCUGGAUCAACUGUUACAAUGCCAUCUACGCACAAGCACCAUUUGGUGGCUUUAAAAUGUCAGGAAAUGGCAGAGAACUUGGUGAAUAUGCGCUGGCUGAAUACACAGAAGUGAAAACUGUCACCAUCAAACUCGAUGACAAGAGCCCCUGAAGGAAAGGCGGGCUCCUUCCUCAAACCUUUGACAGCUGAAUGUGGCAGAUGGAACUUUGCCGAAGAAAACCUGCAUUUCCCGCCUUCCCGGGUUACUCUGCUCUGGAGACUUUAAAUCUACUGGAUUUGAACGAUUUCAAUUUUCCUCUCACACUCCUGUUUCAUUGACCAAUAUGUUGUGUAUGUGGCAUUGCAGUCCUGCCUGGGGAUGGAGCUAGUGGCCAUUUCCGUUUUUCCCUUUCAACCAGGUCCCCCAGGGACAGUGAAGAGGCUCAGGGCGAGGCCAACAGGAAGUGGUAUUUGAAGUCUCCAGCGGUCACUUAAAAAUGUUUUGCCGACUCUGACUCCAGUAAGAACUUGGAAAAACUCCCGGCUUGUUCUGCAAACAGGGCCCUGCACCUGUGGCCUCCUUGGGGUUACCUGCCCACAGAACGAGCCCCUCCCACCAGUUAGUGGGAAAGAAACAGGACUAAAUU